Pteropus alecto (black flying fox) is the source of this 2456-nucleotide messenger RNA. It is a transcript of the gene EIF4B, whose product is annotated as eukaryotic translation initiation factor 4B. NCBI's taxonomy places the organism in Eukaryota, Metazoa, Chordata, Mammalia, Chiroptera, Pteropodidae. Gene Ontology annotation, molecular function: RNA binding. The record is from RefSeq and is a predicted model, not a curated record. The coding region runs from base 139 to 1992 and encodes 617 amino acids. The transcript is spliced from 15 exons.
AGCUGCGCCGCCCCGCCUCCUGUCUCUCUCCUCACCUCCCCACCCCCUCCCAGUUUCGCGUCUCCUAGCCCGACGCGCCCGCUAUAAUCACGUGAUUGCCUCAUCCGGGUCCUUUGCGUUCUCUCUCCUUCUCCCAACAUGGCGGCCUCAGCAAAAAAGAAGAAUAAGAAGGGGAAAACUAUCUCCCUAACAGAUUUUCUGGCUGAGGAUGGAGGGACUGGUGGAGGAAGCACCUAUGUUCCCAAACCAGUCAGCUGGGCUGAUGAAACAGAUGACCUGGAAGGAGAUGUUUCAACUACUUGGCACAGUAAUGACGACGAUGUGUAUAGGGCACCUCCAAUUGACCGUUCCAUCCUGCCCACUGCUCCACGGGCUGCUCGGGAACCCAAUAUUGACAGGAGCCGUCUUCCCAAAUCGCCACCCUAUACUGCUUUUCUAGGGAACCUACCCUACGAUGUGACAGAAGACUCCAUUAAGGAAUUCUUUAGAGGAUUAAAUAUCAGUGCAGUGCGUUUACCACGUGAACCCAGCAAUCCAGAGAGGUUGAAAGGUUUUGGUUACGCUGAGUUUGAGGACCUGGAUUCCUUGUUCAAUGCUCUGAGCCUAAAUGAAGAGUCUCUAGGUAACAGGAGAAUUCGAGUGGACGUUGCUGAUCAAGCACAGGAUAAAGACAGAGAUGAUCGUUCUUUUGGCAGAGAUCGAAAUCGGGAUUCUGACAAGACAGAUACAGACUGGAGGGCCCGUCCUGCCACAGACAGCUUUGAUGACUACCCACCUAGAAGAGGCGAUGAUAGCUUUGGAGACAAGUAUCGAGAUCGUUACGAUUCAGACCGAUACCGUGAUGGGUAUCGGGACAGUUAUCGUGAUGGUCCGCGCCGGGAUAUGGAUCGCUACGGAGGCCGGGACCGCUAUGAUGACAGAAGCAGCAGAGACUAUGAUAGAGGCUACGAUUCCAGGAUAGGCAGUGGCAGAAGAGCAUUUGGUAGUGGGUACCGUAGGGAUGAUGACUACAGAGGAGGCGGGGACCGCUAUGAGGACAGAUACGACAGACGUGAUGAUCGUUCAUGGAGCUCCAGAGAUGAUUACUCUCGGGAUGAUUAUAGGCGUGAUGAUAGAGGUCCCCCCCAAAGACCCAAACUGAAUCUAAAGCCUCGGAGCACUCCUAAGGAAGAUGAUUCCUCUGCUAGCACCUCCCAGUCCAGUCGAGCAGCCUCUAUCUUUGGAGGGGCAAAGCCUGUUGACACAGCUGCUAGAGAACGAGAAGUAGAAGAGCGGCUACAGAAGGAACAGGAGAAAUUGCAGCGUCAGCUGGAUGAGCCAAAACUAGAACGACGGCCUCGGGAAAGACACCCAAGCUGGCGAAGUGAAGAAACUCAGGAACGGGAACGGUCAAGGACAGGAAGUGAAUCAUCACAGACUGGGACCUCAUCCACAUCUGGCAGAAGUAAGUCAGACCAGGAUGCACGAAGGAGAGAGAGUGAGAAGUCUCUAGAAAAUGAAGCACUCAGUAAGGAGGAAGACUGUCACUCUCCGACUUCUAAGCCUCCCAAACCUGAACAGCCUCUAAAGGUAAUGCCAGCUCCUCCACCAAAGGAGAAUGCUUGGGUGAAGCGAAGUUCUAACCCUCCUGCUCGAUCUCAGAGCUCAGACACAGAGCAGCAGUCCCCUACAAGUGGUGGGGGGAAAGUAGUUCCAGCUCAACUGUCUGAGGAAGGACCAGCAAGGAAAGCAGAUGAAAACAAAGUGGAUGGGGUGAGUGUUCCAAAAGGCCAAAGUGGGAACUCCAGCCGUGGUCCAGGAGAUGGAGGGAAUAAAGACCACUGGAAGGAGUCAGAUAGGAGUGAUGGCAAAAAGGAUCAAGACUCCAGAUCUGCACCUGAGCCAAAGAAACCUGAAGAAAAUCCAGCCUCUAAGUUCAGUUCUGCAAGCAAGUAUGCUGCUCUCUCCAUUGACGGUGAAGAUGAAAAUGAGGGAGAAGAUUACACCGAAUAGACCUCUACAUCCUGUGCUUUCUCCAAGUCUCUCUCUACCCUGGAAUAUUCGAGAGUAAAACAAACUUCUAUCCAGACAAGACACAAUAAAACUCACCAUCUCCUGGAGACCUUUCUUAACUUUUUUUUUAAGAAAUGAAAUGAAAUGAAAUUCUUUUGCAUGCUGCUGCAGCCUUUAAAGUAUUGAACUAACUGGAGAAUCACCAACGUAGCCAGAGAGAAAGAGACAUUUUAACGGAAAAGUUGUGCAUUUUUAUGACACACGCAGUUGCCUGUGUGAUUAGUGCCUAGAGGCCUCCGUUUAGCAAAAUGGCAAUGACGGUGAUGCAAUGUCUGGAAUCUGGUUGGGCAGUAGGGCAGGUAUGAGGAAGAGUGAGAUUUCUACCUUUAAUUCUUACUAUCCUGAUGUGGCAUAUAUGAAUUGUCAAACAUUAUCUGAAUAAAUUCUCCAUCCUUGGUAAGGUA